Messenger RNA from Aspergillus puulaauensis, 411 nucleotides. Its product is annotated as DUF3602 domain-containing protein. Bases 1 to 411 code for a protein of 136 amino acids. The transcript has 3 exons. Lineage: Eukaryota; Fungi; Ascomycota; Eurotiomycetes; Eurotiales; Aspergillaceae. The record is from RefSeq and is a predicted model, not a curated record.
AUGGCUCGAAACAUUUCCCACGGCCGCGGCGGCGCCGGAAACAUCUACUCCAGCCAAACCCGCACAACCCCGCAGGACCUCGUCACGCCUACCAUCAAGCAGGACGUCUACACUACCGGCCGCGGCGGCUCAGGAAACAUGGUUCAUAAUGACCCCAAACACCCCGAGCUUGCGCGCGAAAGUCAGGAUGUUGAGACCCCGCCUGUGCGCAUCCAGGAGGGGGCACACCAUACUGGUCGUGGUGGUGCCGCGAACCAGUAUAUCCCCAGCGCGGAAGAGGAGAAGAAGGCCCGUGAGGAGGAGGAACAAUUACGUCGAGUUGUGACGGCGAGGGCGGAGCGCGAGCAGCAGCAACGGCCGCGGGAUAUCGAGGAGGGGAAUGGGAAUGGAAAUGAGAAUGCAAAGGCCUAG